Messenger RNA from Schistosoma haematobium, 5287 nucleotides. RefSeq lists its product as uncharacterized. The coding region runs from base 143 to 3715 and encodes 1190 amino acids. Lineage: Eukaryota; Metazoa; Platyhelminthes; Trematoda; Strigeidida; Schistosomatidae. The record is from RefSeq and is a predicted model, not a curated record. The transcript has 6 exons.
AUUAACCAAUUUAUGAAUGAUUUUCAUCUGAAGAAAAGGAAUAGACAUUUGCAAUGAAUUUGGUGAAAUAUGAUAUUAGAAAAUCAUUGGCAAUUUUAUACUAAACAUAAACCAAUAUGUGGAUAUUUAUUAUAUACUACUAAUGUUAAGAAAAGCUAUUGAUUCAAUGUUAAUUUUAUUACGUUUUGAUGAAAGAAAAGAUUAUUAUAAUUCAAUAUCUCCAAAUUGGUUAUGGAAUUCUACAUUUGUAGAUAAUUCUUUCCCUAUCAAUACUACUACUACUAUUACUACUACCACUACUCCUACUACUACUACUCCUACUACUAAUACUCAUAUAAGUAGCAUAAAUUGCAAUAUGAGUCGUGAUAACCUAAUAACAACACCAUUAUUAGCAGAUUCUAAGGAAUUAUCAUAUAGAAAUAAUAAUCACAAACUAAAUCGGGCAAAAUCCAUACCAAAUCGUAAUUCAAUAAUGAAUUAUAAUAAAAGAUCAAAACGUAAUGAAAAGAGAAAUAAACGAAAAAAUCAAUUCAAUCAUAUACGUUUACAUAGUUAUGAUGAAAGUAUAAAAGCUGAUCUAAAUGAUAAUUCAUAUUAUGAAGAUGGUGAAUUUGGUACUGAUAUUACAUAUUUACCAUUAAGUGAAUUUAAUAAUUCUAUGGAUCAAUUAAAGAUUUCAAAUAAGACAAUAGUCAGUAAUACUACUACUACUACGACGACGACAACGACAACGAUGACGAUGACGAUGACGUCGAGGACGACGUUGACUACCACUACUACUAAUACUACUACCAAUAGUACUAACACAUAUAAUAAGAAUACAGAAGCUAGUAGAUUAACUGUAGAUGAAGAAGCUAGAAAAGAUCACUUUAAUUCUUCAUCAUUACCAAUAUUGUUACAUCCACCAUCACAAAUAGCACACCAAAAGUUAGAAACAUCUUCAACAAUACAAUUACCAUCGCUAUCAUCAUUGUCAUCCUCAUCACCAUCAUCAACAUCACCAUCAUUGUCAUCAUCAUCCCCAUCAGGUUCAGUAAAACAAAUCACUAAUCCAAAUCACUUGAUAAACAAUCAUUCUAAUUUGAUAUUGAAUGAUGAUGUAGAUAAAAACAAAAUGAAUAAUUUUCAUUUAUUAAUUGAUUUUCAUAAAAGAUUAAAUAAACAAAAUAAACAAACAUUAAAAAAUGAUCCUUUUCAAAAUCAACAAGAAUUAGCCUUGACAACAACACAAACAAAUUGGACAUUAUUAUUCCCUAAUGUAAAAAUAACAGAAAAUAAUCAUAAACAUGAUCAUAAUCAUAAUCAUCUAUUCAAUGAAUGUAUAACUGAUUGUAUAAAAUUGAAUGAUUCUCAAAAAGGAACAUAUCGAACUCCAGUCACUCAUACUUCAGGUAGUAAUGACGUAAUAUUAAUAAACAAUGAAAAUCUACAAAACAAUCCCAUAGCAACAACAACAACAACUACUACUAUUAGUUCAUUAAUCAAUAAUUAUUUCUUACAAAAACCAUAUACAUCCAAUAUUCAUUUUAAUACAAGUCGUUCAAAUAGUGGUCAAACAUUAAUUGAUCAAAAUAUUGAACCAAAAAAUGAUUAUUAUCAUCGAUCUAAAUUAAAUAGAUUAAAAAAAUCGAUAAAACGAAAACAUCGAUCUCAUUCAUUUAUUUAUCAACAAUCAGUGAAAUCAAUAUCGUCAUCAUCAUUGUCAUCAUCACCAUCAUUAUCAUCACCAUCAUCAUCAUUAUCAUUAUCAUCUUCAUCGAAUUUAUGUUUUAUUAAUUCAUUAAAUCAUUGGUCAAAAUAUCAAUAUCGAAAACAUUGGUCAUUUACAUUUUAUGAUUUUGAAAAUGAACAAAAUUUAAAUGAGGAUGACACUGCAUUAGUACAUUCAGUUUUUGCUGUUGUAGCAGCUCGUCUACGAAAAAAACACAAUGGUUCAAAAGGUUUUAUUAAAAAAGUAUCAGAAUAUGAAAAAUUAGGUCAAAAUCACUAUGAUAAUAGUACUACUAAUAAUAGAAAUAUUCAUGAAAGUAAAUCAAAAUCACAUCAAACCAGUAAACAAAUACAUCAACAUAUCAAAUUGGCUAGUUAUACUUCAAAUGAUCUAACUAAACAAGCUAAAUAUAAAGAGAUGAACAAUAAUGAUGAACAACAAUCAUGGCAUUUAUGUAUUAAAUGGAAUCCAAAUCAUUUAUCAAAUCAAUCAACAUUUAAUUCUAUCAAUAUACAUGAUCAAAACAAAACUCUUUCCAAUAAAACAACUCAUCAAUUAAAAUUAAAAAAAACACAUAUCCUUGCUACACUGGGUACAGAAAUUGAUAAAACUUCAUUAUGGAAUAAUAAUAAUUUCAUAGAUUCAUUACUAUCAGCUAAUAUACAUGGAUUAGAUCAAAUAGAUAGGCAACAACAACAACAACAACAAAAUUAUACUCAAAACCAUUACAUAUCGCAAUAUAAAGAUCAUAUCAAUCGAAAAUCAAUAAUUUGUUCUAUUUGUCAACAUUUAAUAGAUCAUAAUUCUAAAGAUCCAAUUCUACCAUAUUUAGAUAAUAAUCAAUUCGCAAUCACUGAUCAAACUAUUGAUGAUCAAAAAUGUAAACAAAAAUAUAAACUUCAUAAGAAUUCAAAUAAUUUCUAUCAUAAUCAUCAUCAUCAUUCUCUUCAUUAUCAUAAUCAUAUUAGAUAUAAACGAAAUAGUUAUUCUAUAUUACCUAAUCAUCAUCAUCGUGAUGAUGAUGAUGAUGAUCCUAUACAAGAUAAUAAUUAUGAUUGUUGUGCAAGACAAAUUUCAAAAAAUAUUGAUCAUAUUCAUAAUUAUGAUCAUGAUCAUGAUCAUGAUCGUGAUCAAUGUAAAUAUCGAUCAAAAAUAAUGAUGAAUUCAUUGGAUCAAACUAAUUCUACUACUAUAUUACAUUGUCAACAGUGUUUAUUUAAAAUGAAUAAAGGAUAUAUGAACCAAAGAUAUUUGAAUGGACAAUGUAAUAAUAAUAAUAAUAAUAAUAAUAAUAAUAAUAAUAAUAAUAAUACUGUAAAUGGUAAUUCAACUUCAACUAUGUUAUGUUGUAGUCAUUGUAACCAAUGGUUUAUUCCAUUAUGGAAUCAAGUACAUUAUUAUUCAAGAAAUAAACGAAAUAUUUCAAAAGAUGAUAAUUUAAGACAUAGAUCCUACAACCAUCACUAUUAUCAUCGUUCAUCAAGUCAACCACAAACUAAACAUGAAAGAAUAAUUCAAAAUCAUCUACCUAAAAAUCAUCGAUGUAAUCAUAACGAUGAGUACAGGACAUCGUUAGAGCAAACAUUUAUGAAUAAUGAUACUAAUAAUAAUAAUAUUCAAUGUUCAAAUAUACAACAUCGAAUACAAUUCAAUCAACAAUCAUGUAAAAGACAAUCAAAACACCGACAUAAACGUACUAAACAACGUGCUAAAUCAUACUUACCUAUUCAUCGUUUACUUUCAAAUGAUAUAAACAAUCAAGUAAAUGAUUCAUCAGCUAAAUCGAAUCAUUAUAAAUUAGAAUCAUAUAAAUCUCAAAAACAAAUAGAUCAUCAAUCUAUGAUGAAUAAAAAUGAUAAAUUCAUUGUAGAUCCUUCACUUGAUCUCAAUCAACGGUUGAUCCAUUUAAAACAGGAUCAUAAAUUUAAACGUUAUAAUCGAAAAUAUUUAGGACAAUUAAAUGUUCAAGAAUGGUUAAAUAAAACAUUAACAAACAAUUAUUAAUCAAAUAAAAUCAAUAGAAUUUUGAUCGUUGAUUAAAAAAUAAUAAUAACAUUAAUGUAAUUUCUCCAUUGUAAUAUAACGAUGGAUACUUGUUUUAUAAUUUUUGGUGAACAAAAUUAAUUCAUAAUUUACAUACUAUUAAAUAUACUUUCUAUGAAAUCUGAUUGGCGUGUUUUUAGCAAGAUUUCUUCUACGGGAUCGGGUUGCAGAUCCCAUGCCCAACCCUCCUCCUUUACCCGGGCUUGGAACUGGCAGUGUCUCUAGAAGAGCUACAGGCGGAGAAAACAGACACAGCUACAUUUGAUGGAAAAGCUCUGGAAGAUUUGGAAACCUUCACAUAUCUGGACAAAACCAUUGAUAAACACGGAGGAUCCGAUGCAGACGUAAAGGAAAGGAUUGGAAAUGCAAUGUCUGCAUUCCUAAAGUUGAAGAACAUAUGGAACUCAAAACAACUGUCAACCUAUAUCAAAGUCAAAAUCUUCAAUGAGAAUGUCAUGACAGUUCUACUGUAUGGAGCUCAAACUUGUAGAACUACUACAACCAUCAUCAAAGAAGUACAAGUAUUUAUAAAAAAUUUUCCACGUAAGAUACUCAAUAUUCGUUGGUCGGAUACCUUUAACAACAGCCUACUGUGGGAGAGAACUAACCAACCUCCAUUCAAGGAGGAAACUAGGAAAAGACGGUGGAAGUGGGUAGGAUAUACAUCGCGAAAACCACCUAAGUGUAUCACGAGGCAAGCCCCAAUUCGGAAUCCUGAAUUGAAACGGAAAAGAGGAAGGCCAAAAAACACACUGAGUCUAGAAUUGGAAGCAGACAUCAAAAGGAUGAAUAGCAACUGAAAACAACUGGAAAGGAUUGCAGAGGACAGGAUGAUAUAGAGAGUGCUGGUGGGCGGUCUAUGCUCUUUCAUGACGGGUAACUGGCAUAAGCAAGUAAGUAUAACUAUGAAAUUACCACUCCCUCUUGUUCACAACUUUUUAUAAAAAGUUUUCAAAACACCACUGAAAUCAUUUUGGAAUUAUCUUUGAAAAAAAUGUUAGCUAUGACCUUACUGGCUUAAUGACAAGGCCUUCUACUGUGAUACUUGAUAACACAAACUCGAACCGCCUAAAUAGUAUCGGUCCCAUCAGAAUUCCAGAAAUCUAAGUCAAUCACUGUCUACCAUAUCAACUAAAUAGUUUACAGCUAAAUCAAUUCACUUGGUAGGCAAAAUUCCAAUAGUAUAUUGUGUACUACUAAUGUCAACAGAUAUAAGUAGUAUGUACCAUCAGUCGAAAAUCAUAUACCUGGUGAGACAGAAGGUUAAGAAGAUCGAAGAAAAAAGAAUGAGAACAAAGAAUAACUAAUGUGGAAACAAAAGAACAAUGAAGUCUGAGACGAUUGAUUGACGUUUUACAAAAUGAAUUAUUCACUGUAUGGUUCACAGAUUUUACCAACUGAUUCUUUAAUGUUUUACUCAAAUACAUUCGAUUGUCCCAAUUUGUGUGUUCUCAUUUACCUCAAUAACACUGAAUACAAGAAAGACAGUAUGACAAUUAUUCCUAAUUACAAAACGAAUAUAAUGAAAUUAAA